This is a messenger RNA of Chinchilla lanigera (long-tailed chinchilla), 5252 nucleotides long. It is a transcript of the gene Pcdh20, whose product is annotated as protocadherin 20. The record is from RefSeq and is a predicted model, not a curated record. The transcript is spliced from 2 exons. Gene Ontology annotation, molecular function: calcium ion binding. Gene Ontology annotation, cellular component: plasma membrane. Gene Ontology annotation, biological process: homophilic cell-cell adhesion. NCBI's taxonomy places the organism in Eukaryota, Metazoa, Chordata, Mammalia, Rodentia, Chinchillidae. Bases 175 to 3033 code for a protein of 952 amino acids.
AAUUGCAAAUCUGCUCUUGGGCCCUUCUCCUUCCUACCCCUCCCCCUUAAUUCCGGCCCGUCGUGACAAGGCUGCCACUAUUGGCUGAAGUUCCCCAGCGAUUUGCAUGAACGGAGAGGGAGUGUCUUGGGCCGCCCUCCCUUCAAGAGCGCGCUGACUGCGGCCACCCUGGGAAUGCGCAGCCGAGGGAAUGCGCGCAGCUCGCGGGCUCUGGCAGUGAGCUGGCGCCCGGAGACCUGGCACCCGCGCCUGGAUAUGGGGCGUCUACCUCGUCCCAGGAGCAGCACCAGCCACAGGAACCUGCCGCAUGUGUUUCUGUUUGUCCUCUUCGUGGGACCCUUCCACUGCCUCGCGAGCUACAGCCGGGCCACGGAGCUUUUGUACAGCCUGAACGAGGGACUGCCCGCGGGGGUGCUGAUCGGCAGCCUGGCCGAGGACCUGAGGCUGGUGCCGCGAGCCUCCGGCAGACAGAACCAGCAGGUGCAAUCCCCAGAGCACGCUGGUACGGAGUGGGACCCGCCUCUGUCUUUCAGCCUGGCUUCUGGGAGACUGAGUGGCCAGUACGUGACCCUAGACAACCGUUCUGGGGAACUGCACACUUCUGCACGGGAGAUAGACAGAGAAGCCCUGUGUCUUGAAGGGGGUGGAGGAGCUGCCUGGGGCAGCAGCGUUUCUAUUUCCUCCUCUCCUUCCUCUGACUCUUGCCUUUUGCUUCUGGAUGUGCUGGUACUGCCUCAGGAAUAUUUUAGGUUUGUGAAGGUGAAGAUUGCCAUCAGGGACAUCAAUGACAAUGCUCCACAGUUCCCUGUUUCCCAGAUCUCAGUCUGGGUCCCAGAAAAUGCACCUGUGAACACCAGGAUGGCCAUAGAGCAUCCUGCUGUGGACCCGGAUGUAGGCACUAAUGGAGUGCAGACCUAUCGCCUACUGGACUACCAGGGCAUGUUCACCUUGGACGUGGAGGAGAACGAGAAUGGAGAGCGCACUCCCUACCUAAUUGUCAUGGGUGCUCUGGAUAGGGAAACUCAAGACCAGUAUGUCAGCAUCAUCAUAGCGGAGGAUGGUGGGUCUCCACCGCUGCUGGGCAGUGCCACCCUCACCAUUGGCAUAAGUGACAUUAAUGACAACUGUCCUCUUUUCACAGACUCACAAAUCAACGUGACUGUAUAUGGGAACGCUACAGUGGGCACUCCAGUUGCAGCUGUCCGAGCUGUAGAUAGAGACUUGGGAAGCAAUGCUCUAAUCACCUACACGUACAGCCAGAAAGUUCCACAAGCAUCCAAGGAUUUAUUCCACCUGGAUGAAACUACUGGAGUCAUUAAGCUCUUCAAUAUAAUUGGGGGAAAUGUCCUACAAACACACAAGCUCACCAUCCUUGCUAAUGGACCAGGCUGCAUCCCUGCGGUGAUCACUGCUCUGGUGUCCAUUAUCAAAGUCAUUUUCAGGCCCCCUGAAAUUGUCCCACGUUAUAUAGCAAAUGAGAUAGAUGGUGUUGUUUAUUUGAAAGAACUGGAACCUGUUAACACUCCAAUUGCGUUCUUUACCAUAAGAGAUCCAGAAGGCAAAUACAAGGUUAACUGCUACCUGGAUGGUGAAGGGCCAUUUAGGUUAUCACCCUACAAACCAUACAGUAAUGAAUAUCUGCUGGAGACCACAAAACCUAUGGACUAUGAGCUACAGCAGUUCUAUGAAGUAGCUGUGGUAGCCUGGAACUCCGAGGGAUUUCAUGUCAAAAGAAUCAUUAAAGUGCAGCUUCUAGAUGACAAUGAUAAUGCUCCUGUUUUCCUUCAGCCCUUGAUAGAGCUAAGUAUUGAAGAAAACAAUGCACCCAAUGCCUUCUUGACUAAGCUAUAUGCUACAGAUGCUGACAGUGGAGAGAGAGGCCAAGUUUCAUAUUUUCUGGGACCAGAUGCUCCAUCGUAUUUUUCCUUAGACAGUGUCACCGGAAUUCUGACAGUCUCUACUCAGCUGGAUCGAGAGGAAAAAGAAAAGUACAGGUACACAGUGAGAGCUGUUGACUGUGGAAAGCCGCCCAGAGAAUCAGUAGCCACUGUGGCUCUUACCGUGUUGGAUAAAAAUGACAACAGUCCUAGAUUUAUCAACAAGGACUUCAGCUUUUUUGUGCCAGAAAACUUCCCAGGAUACGGGGAAAUUGGUGUAAUUAGUGUGACAGAUGCUGACGCUGGACGCAAUGGAUGGGUUGCCCUCUCAGUGGUGAACCAGAGUGACAUUUUUGUCAUAGAUACAGGAAAGGGCAUGUUGAGAGCUAAAGUCUCCUUAGACAGGGAGCAGCAAAGCUCCUACACUUUGUGGGUUGAAGCAGUUGAUGGGGGAGAGCCUCCUCUCUCCUCUUCCACAAAAAUCACAAUUCUUCUUCUUGAUAUCAAUGACAACCCUCCUCUUGUUUUAUUUCCUCAGUCUAAUAUGUCUUAUCUUUUGGUACUGCCGUCUACUCUCCCUGGCUCCCCAGUCACAGAGGUUUAUGCUGUUGAUAAAGACACAGGAAUGAAUGCUGUUAUAGCUUAUAGCAUUAUAGGAAGAAGAGGUCCCAGGCCUGAGUCCUUUAGGAUUGACCCUAAAACUGGUAACAUCACUUUGGAAGAGGCAUUGCUGCAGACAGAUUAUGGACUGCAUCGAUUGCUGGUGAAAGUGAGUGACCAUGGUUACCCUGAGCCCCUCCAUUCUACGGUCAUGGUCAACCUGUUUGUCAAUGACACAGUUAGUAAUGAGAGCUAUAUUGAAAGUCUUCUAAGAAAAGAACCAGAAAUUAAUAUAGAGGAGAAAGAACCACAAAUCUCCAUACAACCAACUCACAGGAAAGUAGAAUCUGUGUCCUGUAUGCCUACAUUAGUAGCUCUGUCCAUAAUAAGCUUGGGUUCCAUCACUCUAGUAACAGGGAUGGGCAUAUACAUCUGCUUAAGAAAAGGGAAAAAACAUCACAGGGAAGAUGAAAAUUUGGAAGUGCAAAUUCCACUAAAAGGAAAAAUUGACUUGCAUAUGAGAGAGAGGAAACCAAUGGAUAUUUCUAAUAUUUGAUAUAUUAAUGUGGAUUAACACACAGAGAUAUUUCAGGUGACUUUGGAUACUUUUCAUCACAAACAAGAGUGUGCAGAUCCAAUGAAGGACAACUAAUUUAUAACUUGUACUAUAUUGUAAAUAGCUGUUUAUGAGUUUUUAAAUUUAAAUACAGAGGUUAUAAAAUGUGUACAGCAUUUUUAAAUGAAAAUUAAUACUAACAGAUAUAGAAUUGUUAUUUAUAAAAAAAAAAAAAAAAGAGCUUGGACAUGAUGUACAGCUUUCAUACACCAAGCAGAUGAUUGACAAAACCUGACUAAGGUAAGAAAAUGGUACUUUUUUUUUCGGUCUAAAAGUUGUUUCCCCACAAGAGGGCAUCAGCUGCUCCUUUGCAGGGAAAUGUUUGAAGUAUUGUACAUGAUAGUUGUACAUGAAAUUAAUGAGAGUAUAUUUUAAAUAUAUUGUUUUUAGCAUUAAGAAAACAUGAAAUUAAAUUGAAUUUUGCCCUACUUCAAUAUAUGAUAAAACGCACUUGUCAACAGAAUGUUUAUUACCUCAAAGGUACAUUAUGUAUAGUUUCAAAGAGAAGGCAUUAAAAAGAAGUGCAAUUCCUUUUUAGCAAGGAUUAAAACAUUGCCGUGUGUUACUAAUUUAACCUGCUGAAGAGUAUUUUAUUUUCUGUGUACUCAAAUUGCUUUCUGUUUACUUUACCAUUGCACUUAUUAUGAUUACAGGGGGAAAUAUAUUAUUCUUCCUUAAAGAAAAUGUAACUAGAAAUUGUGCCCAAGAAAAACAGCCAGAAGCAAAUAAAUGUUUCAAUUUUUAGUUGCUUCAUAGGUGUUCAUGACAUUUUAGUACUUUCACAAUAUGUCAGUACUAUUUCGUGCUUGGGUUGAAUAUUAGAUUUCUCUAUUCUUAAACUCAUCCAUCAUAUAAGAAAAAUUUAAAAAUCACAUUACAGUUGAAUUAUUCUAGAAGCUAGUGUAUACUACUGGUUGUUUUAGUUGGACAUUUUAUAUGAAAGUUAUACUUCCUUUUUGUCAUUGUUUAGGUUUCCUGGCUACCAUUUUUGGAUUCCUUUCUUUGGCUAUGGCUUAAGUCCAAGAGUUUAUUUGUAAGCCCAGCAGCAGAUUCCUUUGAUAAUUUAGCUUUUAUUGAAUCUUUUGCAACAAAGAAAGCUGGCUCAUCAGUGAUUAUCAUUUUACUUUGUGUGAAAUGGAAACUUUAUUUUACAUGAGAAGUAUAGUAAAAUUAUCUGUAUAAACAAGGAAUGUAGUAGUUGAAACUGAAUCAUUUUACUUUUUGGCAUCAUGUGUCUGUACUGUACCAAAAGUGUUUGUAUGUCUGCAAAUUAAAUGUAUAUAUUUUCAUAAUUUUUUUCUUAUUUUUACCAUUUUAUAUUUGAACAUGGGCUUAUUCUUUCACUGAAGUGCCUAUUAUUGGCAUCUGUUUGUUUUUAGGGUUAAAUGUGGGCAAAACAUAGCAUUCUUAAAUGCUGAAGUUUAUAUUAAACUAAUUUAUUACUCAACUAAAAAGUGGGUAAAUUAUGUAUAUAGGUAGUUAUAAACAUAUUGGUAGAAAUACUGAAUGCCUAUAUCUUCAAUAUAAACUCAUAUGAAAAUUUGCACUUAUGCAUGUGCAUAUAAAUGUAUAUUAAUUUAUUAUAGAUUUAAUAUUGAUUAUAAACUUUCCUUUUACCACAUAUAACAAAUUCCUUGCUGUGUUUUAAUAGAUGGAAAACAUUUUUAAAGUAAAAAUGCACUGCAAAAAAGAAUUGAAUGGAAAUGUCCAAGAUCACUUAAUUCAUUUUUCUUGUUUACUUCAGUAUAAGAAUUCAAAUAUAAUAAUACACAUAUGAGACAACACAAUCUGUUACAAAAAUAAACAUUUUUAUUGUAAAUUCCUUUUAUUAAAGAAGCACUUGAACUAAGAGACUAAGAUAAUUUAACCCCAAAAACUUUUUAUUCGUAAUUGAUGUAAGCAUUGAAGAAAACCAUUCUUUUCCGCUCGUAUUAUAGUUCUAUUUUUUUAAAGGAAGAAACAGCAUAAGACACAAAUAACACCAUUUUUAAAAACCCUAAAUACUCCAUGUAAUGACUUUUAGCUUCACUAUAAAUUUAAAGAAAAAAGUAUUCUGUUCAUUUCUAAAUAUGAAGAAAGUUCAUGUAUUUUGGGAUUGGACUUCAUCUCCAGCAUGAGAAAUAUCUGUAACCUUAAUAAAAAGUUGUAUUUCUGAAUAA